Messenger RNA from Lethenteron reissneri (Far Eastern brook lamprey), 3732 nucleotides. Its product is annotated as carbonic anhydrase 14-like. Gene Ontology annotation, molecular function: zinc ion binding; carbonate dehydratase activity; serine-type endopeptidase inhibitor activity. Lineage: Eukaryota; Metazoa; Chordata; Hyperoartia; Petromyzontiformes; Petromyzontidae. The record is from RefSeq and is a predicted model, not a curated record. Gene Ontology annotation, cellular component: plasma membrane.
GGGAGGGGGGGAAUCUUUAUCUUUGGUGUGGCGUUUAAAGAGCGUGCGUGUUGCCGGCGGGCUCGGGGAGCGCAGCAGUAGCUCCUGUUGCUCCUGCUACAGCUGCUGAUACAGCUGCUGCUGCUACAGCUACAGCAGCUCCUGCUACAGCUGCUACAGCUGAUACAGCUGCUGUUGCUACAGCUACAGCAGCUCCUACUACUGCAGCUACAGCUGCUACAGCUGCUGCUGCUACAGCUGCUGCCGAAUGCUGCUGCUGCUGCCCGUGGCGAGCAAGGUGGUGCUGAUGCGGCUGUGGCUGCUGCCGCUGCUGCUGCUGGUGGCGGCGGUGGCUCCGCUCAGCCUCGCUGCGCACGGCAGCGAUAACGGAUCGUCGAGCGAGCACUGGACACACCGCGGUGAUGGCGGUCAGGCGACGUGGCCCACCACGAUUCCACAGUGUGGAGGCUCCUCCCAGUCUCCUGUCAACAUCGACAGUCGAUUGGCCAACGCGGACAACACCCUGCAGCCCAUCGUUCUCCACGGAUUUGAAAGUCUCAGUGCCGCCUACAGGAUGAGAAACAAUGGACACACGGUCAAGGUGUACUUGCCCGAGUCGAUGAGCGUCACCACCGGGCUCCCGUCCGAGCACACGGCCGCCCAGCUCCACCUGCACUGGGGCGCGCGCGACGAGGAGCCUGGCGGCUCGGAGCACACGGUGGACGGGAAGCGUUAUGACGCCGAGAUGCACGUGGUACUUUACAACUCGGAGAGCUAUGCGAGUGUGGCCGAGGCUUUGGGAAAGCCCCAAGGGCUGGCUGUGCUUGGUGUCCUGCUCCAGGUCGGCUCACAGGAGCACCCAGCCUUCCAGAAGAUUGUCGAUGGACUUAGAAAUAUCAAGUACAGCAAUCAGGCUACAGACGUGGGCCCCUUCGAGGUGCGGUCGCUGCUGCCCCCCGACCUGGGACGAUACUUUCGCUACGACGGCUCCCUCACGACGCCUCCUUGCACCGAGGGCGUCAGCUGGAUCGUCUUCAACCAGACCGUCAGAGUCGGCGUCCAGCAGCUGGAGGCCCUCCAAACGGGCAUAAUGAGCACCCAGCAGAACGACACCCAGCCGGAGCUCCUGGACGCCAACUACCGCCUGCCACAGGCGCUCAACAGGCGAUCCGUGCGCGCCUCGUUCACAACGUCCAUCGCCGUGCGCGGCAAGCCGGGCACAGACGGAGCCGCUCCGUGCCAGCAGCCGCUGGAGCGCGGCGGCGAGCGUGGUGAGCGACGCUGGGGGUUCGACGGCGCGAGGGGCGUGUGCGUGCCCUUCCUGCGCGAGGGCCAGGCCGGCAACGCCAACAGCUUCCCCGACGUGGUGGCGUGCUCACGCUCAUGCCUGCCCAAUGGAGCCACGCUAUUCCCCGAGAGAGACCUGGCGUGCAAGCUGCCUGCCGAUUCGGGGCCUUGCCAGGAGGCCACCUACCGGAUCCAUUUCAACGCCAGCAAUGGGCUCUGCGAGUCCUUCCCGUACUCGGGCUGCGGUGGCAAUGGCAACUCGUUCCCCAGCACGCAGGCAUGCCAACGCCUAUGCGGCGCCCGGUCCAUCACGCGCCAAUCCUCAAACAAUGCCGCUUCCGAACCAGCGUGCGAAUGUGCGGGAAACACAACGGCGAUCAUUCUGGGGCUGCUUCUCGCCGUGACGGUGUUGACUUUCUUCAUCUACUUCUACCGCCAGCAAAAGAGGAAACAGAAGGCAGCCACGGAAAACGCAGCCAUGUACACACCGGCUACGACCAAGGAAACCAUCUGAACUUGCCAGAAGUCCCCUCCAGUUGUCAGAAACACGGCUCUAGAUCUCCUCAUUAGUGCGUUGUGGAGUAUCUGCUGCCCUCUUUAUGCAGCAGGAAACGGUUGAGUGUCUCUACUGAAUUAAUGGAGCGAUGUGGUCGUAUUUUUCGUUGCCGUUAAUUGAAUGUAUGAGAUGUGGUGAAGGGACCUUAUGUCUUCGCAGCCUUGAUGUUAUCGUUGUGACGCGAUCGACCGAGUGACAACGUUUAUGAAUCUUCUUGGUUCUUUCGGUAAAGUCACGUAUGUUUUAUUUUUAUUAUUUUAUUACUUCCCUUCUACGUGACUUUACCGAAAGAACCAAGAAGAUGAAUCCCUGCAGUCACGAAAGCUUUAAAUGUUUUAUUUUUAUUAUUUUAUUACUUCCCUUCUACGUGACUUUACCGAAAGAACCAAGAAGAUGAAUCCCUGCAGUCACGAACGCUUUAAAUCGAAAUUUAACGUUUAUGAAGCCCAAUUAGACAAGUUGUCACUAAGGUUUCCCAUUCACACUCACGGAUUUGCCAUUUCCUAAACACAAAAGUUGUCUAAUUGCAAUAACUGUCGUGCAACUGUGUUCACACUUUUAUAGGGGAAAAAAUCAUGGCGCCGUAUGCACGAAACCAAGGCCAAAACUACUUCAUUAUUCACGGCUCAUUCUAUGAUUUAUUUUGUUUUACCAGAACAGACUAUUCCAAUAAUUGCAGAUUACUUAUAUCCUUGAAAUAAUUCAGCCUUAUGAUAAACACAUAUCAUUAACAACGGAUUCUACACACUGAAUAUGUUUACAAAUCUACAUCAUGGGACCUCCUUUGCCAGUACCAAAAUAUGAUAAUAGGGUUUUCCCCUUUUAUCUGGCAACAAAACAGGUGUUAAGUUGUUAAAACACCAAACUGAAACCUUUUGCAAGGAAUCAUGUCUGUAUUAACCACAAUACUUGCGGUCCAAAUGCAAUCAAAAACAUACUCUGAUAAUAUAUGCAUUGUCCUUGAAACUGAUUGGUACGCCGUGCGCAAACGACAACGCCGAACCAUUGCUUGAGUCGAGGCGUGCUGACGGAUAAUGUGCUGGCAAUAUAAACUCAUCACCCCGUAACCUCUGAGCAGGCGAGACGUCGCUGCGAUCGUCAUCAAGCAGCACAAGCGGCAGCAAGGACGUGUGGCGCGUGCGUGCGCAUCGGGGGAGUUCAAGUUUAUGCACGAGUGGGGACGGGGGGGGGGGGAACGCCUUUUUGUUAGAUGAGCCACUUGCAAAUGAAGUGCUGUAUAUUCGCCAAACGAAGUCAGUGUCUCCCCAACUCCUCCUGUGGCAGUGCUCAUCUCUUGAAGCCCCCCCUCCCCCCCCCCCCGGAGCUCGUGGUGGAAAUUCCACAUUGCGAUGGUGGGGACCAGUCCAUCCAAGGGAAAACUAAAGUUGAUUUCCCACAAAAUGGUACUUAUUUCUCACGGAAAUGAUGUUGGGCGAAGCUGACCUCUGGCUGAGAUUUUGAACUCGCAGCUUUCUGACUGUUCAAGUAAAUUUUGUCGAACCAGCUCUCAGACUGAGAUACUCGGUUGGUCGCAUUUUCACGAGUCACCUGGGUCGCCAAAACGACAAAGGCAAAAGAAAUAAAAUCUAAAUAUUUACAUCAGGACAAAGACAGCCGACUGUGAUUAGGGUUUUCUAUCCCAGCUCCAUUCAGCCAAUAUAAUUGCAAAUAACGCCCCAUAUGUAUUGUCGUUGAUGAUGCCUUGAAAUCAAAACAUGGCUACCAAAUGCCAAUGCCAAUUUUUACACCUUCGCAUAUACUGUAAACCAUUGAUUAUUUUUUCUAUUGGGAUAUUGUUUUUUAUAGGAUAGUCAUUGAUACGUGCAUAAAUUUAAAUUCUAAAUUUCAAUGUACGGUGGUGAAUGUUAAUUGUGAUGUCAAUACUGAAAUUAUAUUUGCCAUGAGAAGUG